CCUGCCCUGGAGGCUGCGCCGCGGCUGUGGCUGCGUGCGGCAAGCUGCUCAUCGAGGCAGAUCCUGCGCUGCGGCCCGAGGGUAGUGCUCGAGGCGGACGAAGCCCCUCUGCACUGCUAGCCGAGGCAGAGAAGAGCACCGUCGCAGAGGAGGAAUGCUCUCAGCCCAGCCGUACAAAAGGCGGCAGCCGGGUCGUCUUGUCCGCCGCUCCUCAUUCCAAAAUCACAGCACCUCGCACUAUACACCACACACCUACCUCUCGCCAUGUCGACCAGCAUGGAAAAGUCCGUCAGCUCGCACUCGGAGCAGCACCGCUCCGUGCUCGCCUGGGAGGGGCUCACGUACACCGUCAAGGACCACAAGACGGGCGCCGCCAAGCAUCUCGUCAACGACGUCAGCGGCCGCGUGCAGGGCGGCGAGCUGCUCGCCGUCAUGGGUCCGUCGGGCGCCGGCAAGAGCACGUUCCUCGACCUCAUCGCCUCGCGCAAGACGGCCACGAGCGGCAGCAUCACGCUCGACGGCUCGGCCCUCUACCGCAUCGGCCGCGACGCCGCGUACGUCGAGCAGGAGGACGCGCUGCUCGGCGUGCUCACCAUCCGCGAGACGCUCAGCUACUCUGCGCGCCUGACGCUGCCGCGUGGCACAGACCGCCCAGCAAUCCGCCGGCGCGUCGAGGAGACGAUCGUCGGGCUUGGCCUGGCGCACGUGGCCGACAACAUCAUCGGCACGCCGAUCCAGCGCGGCAUCAGCGGCGGCCAGAAGCGCCGCGUCACCAUCGGCAAUGCGCUCGUGAGUCGUCCGCGCAUCCUCUUCCUCGACGAGCCGACGAGCGGCCUCGACUCGGCUACUGCGUUUGAGGUCAUGGCCGUGAUCCGCCAGCUGGCCGUCGAGCACGGCAUUGCAAUCGUCGCGAGCAUCCACUCGCCGAACUGGGCCACCAUCUCGCUCUUUGAUCGUGUCCUGCUGCUCGCCGCUGGCCAGACGAUGUACGACGGGCCCGUCACCUCGAUCCGCUCCUACUUCACGCAGCGCGGCCAGGCGUGCGACGAGAACACGAACCCGGCGGACCACAUGCUCUCCGUCGUCAGCUCCGACUUUGGCUUCACCUCUGCGCUCGAGGAUGGCCUGUGCCCCGGGAACGUUGCAGCCUGGGCUGCCGAAUGGAGUCGCCAGACCGACGUGCCUCGCACCCCCGGCGCGCCGGCCGUGCCGUCCACCACGGCCAGCGCCGACAAGCCACGCAGCCUCGCAAGCAAGACGUGGGUGCUGACGGAGCGCAACUUCCUCAACUACUCGCGCAACAUUCUCGCGUACGGCGUGCGUGUGGGCAUGUACAUCGGAAUGGCGGUGCUGAUCGCGCUCGUCUGGAUGAACAUGAAGCAGGUUGACGACCGCAUCAACGACCGUCUCUCGAUCCACUUCUUCAUGCCGGCUUUCCUCGGCUUCAUGGCCGUCGCCGGCAUCCCGGCUCUGCUCGAGGAGCGCUCGGUGAUGCUGCGCGAGCGGCGCAACAACCAGUACACGUCGGGCGCCUUUGUCAUCGCCAACACGCUCGUCACGCUGCCGUUUCUCUUUCUCAUCACGCUGCUCUUCUCGGUCAUCGUGUACUGGAGCAUCGGCCUCAACGACUCGGGCGCCGGCGUCUUCUUCCGCUUCGUCGCCUAUCUCUACCUUGCGCUGCUCUGCGCCGAGUUCCAGGCGCUGCUCAUCGCAGCCGUGGUGCCCAUCUUCGUCGCUGCACUGGCGCUCGGUGCCUUUGCCAACGGCCUCUGGAUGGCGACGCAGGGCUACUUUGCGCGCCGCCUGCCCAGCUGGCUGUACUACAGCCUGCACUUCGCCGGCAACUGGCAGACGUUCGCCUUCCAGAACCUCGUCAAGAACGACCUCGACGGCCUCGUGUUCCCCUGCGCUGGCUCGCUCGCCGACGCAACCUGCCAGUGCUCCUUUCCCUCGAGCCUCAUCGCGCAGGGCCAGUGCGCCGUGGCGGGCAGCGACGUGACGCGCUACCUCGGCUUCGACGGCGUGUCGACGACGCUGUAUGCGUUCCUCCUGCUCAUCAUCGCCGUGGUGUUCCGCCUGCUCUUCUGGGCGGCCAUUGCGGCGCGCAAGUAGGCUUCCGCGACACAUGCUGUGCAUAUACCCACCACUGAGGCUCAUGGCUCGACAAGCACACUCUCUGUCCGUUGUGCUGCCCGCCGAGUGGCGUGAGCUGCAGCUGCAAGGAAGCUUGGCUUUUGGGCCCUUGGCAUAAGGGUGUGCCCGAAGCCUUCUGGCGUGUCGCAGCAAGGUGGACUGCAAAGUGACCUUGUGUGACACUCGCUGGAACGCACCUGAAGCCGCAUGGCGCCCCGCAUGGUCAUGGCUGAAG
Messenger RNA from Tilletiopsis washingtonensis, 2368 nucleotides. Its product is annotated as P-loop containing nucleoside triphosphate hydrolase protein. Gene Ontology annotation, molecular function: ATP binding; ATP hydrolysis activity; ABC-type transporter activity. The transcript has 4 exons. The record is from RefSeq and is a predicted model, not a curated record. Gene Ontology annotation, cellular component: membrane. Lineage: Eukaryota; Fungi; Basidiomycota; Exobasidiomycetes; Entylomatales. Bases 265 to 2112 code for a protein of 615 amino acids.